CAAGGAACACGUGUCGUACUGAUAUUCCCGUUAUCCCUACGCAUCCCUAUACCAGAUCACGUGUACGUGGACGAAAUCUGGAGUUCCUGGUACACCUAGUGCCCGGGUCUGGUAAUAGUGACUGUGGUACAUUCUAUUCUGUGUCUCGUCUGUGGUGAAACUUGGUAACUUUUCCCUCACGCGAUAUGAUUCCGUAGAUCGUAAUUAAGUCGAAUAUCAAUUCGUAAUUUCAAAUGGCGACAGAGGAGCACAAAUAUUUAGCAAAUUUUAUAAAAACUACGCAUGCUACGUUACGAGAAGAGGCACAGAAUUUCGGACCCGAAGUUGCGUGGAAACGACACGUAAUUCGCAAAGAUGUUUUGCAGAAAUAUGCCUCGUCUAUGCAAAAAUUGGCAACUACGUAUUGGAUGGAAAAUAAUGUGAACACAAAGAAUUUGAUUCUCUGUAGAGUGGAAUGGAUUAUCUUCCAAUGCAUGGAUUACUUUUUAAACGGUGGAAGACAAAAAUAUGACGAGAGGGAAGAUAAUAUCAAAAGAAAAAUGAGUACAAAUUAUGUAGAAACUGAACUUGUAACAAAUUGUAAUUGUAAUGUUAGAAAUGAGAAAAUUGAUGUAUUACAUUUUGAUAAUAUUCUUGAUAACUCGACUAAAAAAUUAAUGUUACUAGACGUAGGAAGCUGUUACAAUCCUUUUGGAAAUUUAAAUAUGUUUGAGGUAACAGCGAUAGAUUUAAAUGGUAUAACCGAUAAAGUUUUACAUUGUGAUUUUUUAAAUGUUCGUAUUGGGAAAGAAAACCUGUUCUCCAAUGAUAAGCAAUCGAUUUUGCAGUUAGCAGAAAACUCGUACGACGUAGUUGUAUUUUCUUUGUUUUUAGAAUAUCUACCGUGUCCUAAGCAAAGGUAUAUUUGUUGUAAAAAAGCAUAUGAUCUGUUACAAUUUCGUGGUAUACUUUUCAUUAUAAGUCCCGAUUCGAAGCACGUUAAUGCAAAUGCUAAACUCAUGAAAUCGUGGAGAUACGUGUUAAGUAAAUUAGGAUUUAUGAGAAUAAAAUACGAAAAGUUACGACAUGUACAUUGUAUGAUAUUUAGAAAAUCUAUGUUUAAAUGUGUUGCGUCAAGAUGGGCGAAUUUACAAGCUUUACCAGUAAACGAUCCUUUGUAUCAAACUAGUACUGCUGUUUAUAUUCCGCAAGAUUUUCGUAAUGUGUCCAGUGAAGUUGAACAAGAUGGAAAAGAAGAAUAUAAUACAAACGAAAUGAUUUCUAUGUUCAAUGAAUUACCUUUUGACGGAACAUAACGCUAAAAAUAAUUGUUAUUUUAAUUAUGGAAC
Messenger RNA from Colletes gigas, 1328 nucleotides. RefSeq names its product S-adenosylmethionine sensor upstream of mTORC1 (gene Samtor). Gene Ontology annotation, biological process: negative regulation of TORC1 signaling. The coding region runs from base 234 to 1295 and encodes 353 amino acids. The record is from RefSeq and is a predicted model, not a curated record. The transcript is spliced from 2 exons. NCBI's taxonomy places the organism in Eukaryota, Metazoa, Arthropoda, Insecta, Hymenoptera, Colletidae.